AUGGCAGUUAGCCUUUUGGCUGGUUUGAGCAUUGGAUUCGCCUAUCUUUUUAUCGCCUUGUUGGGAAGUUUCACUAAUGGUCUGGUCAUUCUAGCAUACCUAAAAUGGAGCACGCUGCUCAUGAAACAACCCAAAGAUAUCCUAAUUAUUAGUUUAGCUCUUGGUGAUUUUGUGAUGUGCGCAGUCAUUUGUCCACUUGGAUUCGUUUCUGCAUUCUCCCUCAAGUGGGUGUGGGGUUUUAGUGGUUGUAUGUUCUACGGCUUCUUUUCUACCUGGGUUGGGUUAGCAAACAUUGCUCAGUUGACAUGUCUCGCUCUCGAGAGAUACCUUACAAUAUCAAACUCAACACCACACGCUGUUUCCAUGAAAAAUUCCUUCAAGAUGAUCAUGGCUUCCUGGUUUGUUAGUUUUAUUGCAAGUGGUUUUCCAUUGGUUGGCUGGUCACGAUACACUUAUGAAGGUUUCGGUCUACAUUGCUCAAUAGUAUGGGACUCUGGUGCUCCAUUAAACAGUAGCUACGCGUUUCUUUUACUGUUCUUCUUUGUGCCAGUUGCAGUGAUAGCCUUCUCUUACGGAAAAAUAUUCAUCAUUGUUCGUCGUAUGUACCAUAACGCUGAUUCAAGAUGGGGAAGCGAUGCGCAAGGGACUCUUGACACGUUUAACGCACAAGUUAAAGCAUCAAAACAGCUCCUUCUGAUGAUCGCGGGCUAUUUAUUCGCCUGGACGCCGUAUGCAGUCAUGUCUACGUUAGUCACAUUCACUGACAUCCAAUAUACGUUAGAAUUCCUUGAAUACCCUUCACUUUUGGCAAAGUUUGCGAGUGUUUAUAAUCCACUUCUAUAUUUUUUUUCGUAUGAAAGCCUUCGCACAAAAGCUAAGGAUAUUUUGCGAUGUAGAAGUGACAAUCUUGUUCACCCUUAUACUUUUAAUAUUUCUGGUAACCACUCCAGAGGAAUAGCUCCUUGUUCCAAUAUAUAG
Molecule: messenger RNA, 978 nt
Organism: Xenia sp. Carnegie-2017
Lineage: Eukaryota; Metazoa; Cnidaria; Anthozoa; Malacalcyonacea; Xeniidae
Product: opsin-3-like
Biological process (GO): G protein-coupled receptor signaling pathway
Cellular component (GO): membrane
Molecular function (GO): G protein-coupled receptor activity
Source: RefSeq, a predicted model, not a curated record